GACUCACUCAAGGAAAUAAUCAUUCCAAUAUGGUAUCAGUAGCCUAGGUCAACUCUCUCCUUUUUCUCUCUUUCUUUCUUCUUCUGUUAGCCGUUCGUCCCCCCUCGUCUGCCUUCCAUGGCUGCCGACAAGAACACCUAUCACUCGGCCUUCACUCUCAACAUUAAACAACAUCUCCCUCUCACCCUCAACCUCGAAAAUGUUCAUUAUUCAUCUUGGGCCGAACUGUUUAAAAUCACGGCUCGUGCCAAUCAAGUUCUUGAUCAUAUAAUUCCUCCGGCCGAACCACCAACUAUCACUGACAAGGAAUUAUGGGGACGCUUAGAUGCCAUUGUUCUUCAAUGGAUCUAUGGCACUAUUACUGAGGACCUUAUGCUCACCAUCCUCGAACCCGGCUCUACGGCUCAACAAGCAUGGGAACGUCUUCGCGACAUAUUCCAAGAUAACAAGCACUCUCGUGCAGUUUACCUUGAAAACCAAUUCUCUCAUACAAAUCUGGAGAAUUUUAAAAACGUUUCGGCCUACUGUCAAAAGUUGAAAAUGCUCUCUGAUCAAUUGGCCGGUGUUGGCUCGCCGGUUUCUAAUCAACGUCUUGUUUUACAACUCGUUGCUGGGCUCACAGAUGCUUAUGACCAUGUCGCUUCCUUUAUUCAACAAAGCGAUCCUCUUCCCCCCUUCUAUAAGGCCCGUUCCAUGCUUAUUCUUGAAGAAACCCGAAAAUCUCAACAAAUUGGGACGUCUGCCAACGUUCUAAUAGCCUCGGCCGAUUCUGCCGAACAUUCUGAUGAACCCUCGCCGGAUAGCUCCACGUCCGCUAAUCCUCGCCACCACUCUAACAGCCCCUCCCGUGGCCGCGGGCGGGGUGGCCGUGGCGGCAGCAAUCACAGAGGAGGCAGCAGGGGGCGUGGUCGUGGUCGCCAAGCUCUUCAGUCGCCCAGGUAUCCUCCUCCUGCCUACUACCCUUACGGGCCUUGGGGAUAUCCCCCUCCUUUGUAUGGGCCGCCUAGCUCAUGGGCAUCAGCCCCAUGCCCAUAUCCAGUCACUGCUGUGCGACCCACGCAGCGUCCUUCACCUGGUCCAGGGGUUCUCGGUCCGCGGCCCGCGCAUGCCUAUGCGGUCCUUACUGAGCCGAGUCAUGACUACACCGCUACGGAUAUUGAUACUGCUCUCCACACCAUGACCUUAAGCCCGCCUGAUGAUAGCUGGUACAUGGACACCGGUGCAACUUCUCACAUGACAGGCGAAUCAGGACCUUCGGACGGGGACUAUUCUUAUGAGAUGUGAUAGCUCGGGGGAUCUCUACCCCCUCUCUCCAGCUCCUCCACACAAUUCUCCUGCUUUUGCCGCCCUCUCCACCACCACUUGGCACAACCGUCUUGGCCAUCCUGGAGCUCCCGUUUUUAAAUCUCUUACUUCCAAUAAUUUGAUAUCUUGUACUCACAAUAAUAUGUCCUUUUGUCAUGGUUGUCAAAUUGGUAAACAUAUUAAGUUACCCUUUUCCCCUUCUAAUAAUAAAACUGUUGCGCCGU
This is a messenger RNA of Beta vulgaris subsp. vulgaris (sugar beet), 1529 nucleotides long. RefSeq lists its product as uncharacterized. The coding region runs from base 118 to 1284 and encodes 388 amino acids. The record is from RefSeq and is a predicted model, not a curated record. NCBI's taxonomy places the organism in Eukaryota, Viridiplantae, Streptophyta, Magnoliopsida, Caryophyllales, Amaranthaceae. The transcript has 2 exons.